CCACAAGAUGGAGGGCCCAGAUUCAUCAACUGAGCGACAACAUGAACCAUUGAGUGGCAACGAACCAUGAAUGGUUUGUCGCAUGACCAAUCAAGUUGGCCUCUGUAUAUAGAGAGAGAUGCGAAAUGAACUCAAGAGAAAGAAAGCUUUGAUCUGAAUUUCUUUCUUGUGAGAGAAAAAAGAAAUAGGAAAGAUGAGUGCUGUUGAGUCCGUUGUCAAGCUCCUCCUACAAAAACUCAGUGACCAGUUCCUUCAAGAAGCCCUUUUCUUACGUGGGGUUCGAGAUCAAGUUGAAUGGCUAGAGGCAGAAUUUAGGCGGAUGCGAUGCUUCUUGAAAGACGCAGACGCCAGACAAGAUGGAGAUGAAAGAGUGAAGAAUUGGUUGCGGGACGUGAGAGAUGUUGCAUAUGAUGCUGAGGACAUCAUCGACAAUUUUACCUUCAAGAUAGCAAGCUUGAGGUCUGUGGGCUACAUUAGAAGGUGCGUUUUCUUCUGUUCUGAGUUGAUAGCUCUCUAUAAGGUGGGCUCAGAGAUUGAACGGAUAAAGAAUAAAAUCCAUACUAUCUCCGAAAGUAGGUCGACUUACGGAAUUGAAAAUAUAGGCCAGGGAGCAGAGACAAGCUCUGCCGGUCUAAGCCUCCAAGAAUGGAGGCUUACUUCUCCUAAUGUUGAAGAACCAGAUUUUGUUGGUUUUGAGAAGGACUUUGAGGCAUUGGCUGUACAGUUGACAGGGGGAGAGCUGCGACGUUGCGUGGUUUCUGUAGUUGGGAUGGGUGGUCUUGGUAAGACCACUCUCACCAAGAGACUUUAUAACACUGAUAGUGUUAAGAACCAUUUCCAUAAUCAUGCAUGGAUUUCUGUAUCACAAGGGUAUUCUGCGAGAGAUCUUUUGCAGGUCAUUGUAAGACGCUGGUCGGUGCUCUCUUACAGGGUGGUGGAGACAAUGGACAUUGCUGAGGUGAGAGACAUGAUCUCUGAGUAUCUAAAACACAAGAGAUACUUGGUGGUACUGGAUGAUAUAUGGACAAAAGAAGCUUGGGAUGCUUUGAAGGAUGCAUUUCCCGAUAUGAAUAAUGGAAGUAGGGUCGUACUUACCACACGAAACAAAGACGUAGCUUUGCAUGCAGAUGCACAAAGCCAUCCUCAUGAAUUGCCGUUUCUAAACAAGGAAGAGGGUUGGGUAUUGUUUUGUAAGAAAACAUUCCCAGGCCGAGAUGGCAGUUGCCCACGGGAAUUGGAGGAGUUAGGGGGUAAGAUUGUGGGAAAAUGCCAUGGUCUACCUCUUGCGAUUGUAGUCAUUGGAGGGCUCUUAUCAAGUAAAGAACCAAGGGAGUGGGAGAACGUACACAAGAGCAUUAGCUGGCAGUUUGUCAAGGGAGAAGUUCGAAUCUUUGGCAUAUUAUCUUUGAGCUAUAAAGAUCUGCCCUAUUACUUAAAACCAUGUUUUCUCUACCUGGGCAAAUUUCCAGAAGACUAUGAGUUCCACACCAAGGAAUUGAUUCAAAUGUGGGCUGCAGAAGGGUUACUUGAAGAGAGAGGGGAAGAAACAUUGGAGGAGGUUGGAGAAGAUUAUCUAAAGGAGUUGAUACAGAGAAGUAUGGUUCAAGUCGCAAGUAGAAGUUCAAGCAGGGGUAUUAAAAGUUGUCGCAUCCACGAUCUUUUGCGGGAUCUCUCCAUAUCAGAAGCUAAGGAAGGUCUGUUUCUUGAAAUUCAGCAUGGGAAUGCGAAUGUUGCUACGGCAUCUAGAGCCCGUCGACAUGCAGCUCACUUUAAUGCCCCAGGUGCGUACAUUUCCUUAAGCUUUUCCACUCCACGACUUCGUUCUAUGUUGAUCUAUGCCCAAGGCUAUGCAUGGAUUGAAAGGAAACGAGGAAAGUUUCUCUUCAGCGCCUUUAAGCUGCUUAGGGUGCUAUAUUUACAUGGUGUAAAAAUAAAAGAGCUACCGAGGGAAAUAGGUGAACUAAUCCACUUGAGAUACUUCGGCUGUACCAACACUCAUUUAAAAAGCCUCCCAUCGUCCAUAGGCAAUCUUCCCAAUUUACAAACUCUAUCUGUAGUAUCUGUUGAUAACAUAGAAGUACCCAGCACAAUCGAGAAGAUGAAACAGUUAAGACAUCUUCAAGUGAAGACGAUCAAACGUGAGAGGAAUUUUUUUUGUUGGGGAAAAAUAGAAGGGCAUCCAAGGCUUGAGCUGAUAAGUAACCUCCAGACUCUAUCAUUAGUAAAGGCUGGGAAAUGGAUGGAGGGUUGCCUGGGAAACCUCACCAAUCUUAGAAAAUUAGGAAUAGCUUUAGGAGCAGAAGGAAGAGUGUAUGAAGAGGUAUUGUCUGAAUCCAUUGUCAAAUUGGACUGCCUCCACACUCUGCGUUUGUCAGGUAAGUUACAGAAGUUACCCGAGUCUACUGAAUUCCCAACAAAACUCACCAACCUCACCUUAUCACACUCCGAUUUAGAGCAUGACCCACUGGCGACAUUGGAGAAGCUGAAAAACCUCCGCAUUCUUAGAUUGCUUAGUAAGUCGUAUUUGGGAAAGGAAAUGGCUUGCUCUUCACAAGGGUUUCCUCGACUCGAAUACUUACAGCUUAGAUUGUUAGAUGUUGAGGAGUGGAGAUUGGAGGAAGGAUCUAUGCCGAGUCUUUUACAUUUACGGAUCGCUAGCUGCUGGGUUUUAAAGAAGCUUCCAGAUGGACUGCAACACGUGACUACCCUCAGCAAAUUGGAGGUGUGGUGGAUGCCCAGUGAAUUCCAAAAAAGGCUUCAAAAAGACAGGGGAGAGGAUUGGCAUAACAUUCGGCACAUACCCUCCGUCGUCGUACGCAAUAAUAGGGAGAAAUACGAAGCACACUUAUUUCCUCCUGAGGGCUGCCUAUGACAUUGAUUGAAAGACUAGGAGCUCCGAUAUAUAAGAUUUUUGGAGCAUCUUCGAUCUAUAGUGGAGCCUAUCAAAUCAAAGUUUGGAGCACAAAACUAAUGGCCCCACUUGCAACGCACAUCAAGACACUCUUAUAUAACCAAAUCCUCUAGGAACUCAUACUUCCUAUUUUAUUCAUGAUUAGUUUUUAAAGUUAGGUAUGUGCUUUUGAGUUCCUUUUAUAAGUUUAUGCAAACAAUUUCUAGUACAUAACUUUCUGGUUUUAAUUAGAAAUUUCAUUUCUAGACAUUUUUCUCACAGUAGAGACUGUGACGACGCGCACAUGCAAAGUGACCAAGAAAAGUGAAGAAUGGUGAAAUGGUGACUAGACGGUGAAGUGAUGUUUGGAUCAUAUUUUCUAAUUGUAACUUGAGGAUGUAUGUAUUUUUUGUUACAGAUCUUUCUAUAUGAAACCAAAUGCUAAUAUCCAUUAUAUGUUUUGUACUUCAACUCACACAAACAGAUCAUUUAAUGUUUGAUUUAUUCCACUGUAUGCAUUAUCUACUUGUAAUUUGUUAGUUGAAAAUUGAAAUGGGAAGCAAUUUCUUUACAGUGUUGACCUAAGAGGGCAUCCACCAUUUUCCCUUUUUUGUAGGUAUCAUACUCUACAUAACAGAUAGAGCCAUAGUGAGCUCAGAUUUUCUUUCAUUUUGCACAAUUGACCCCAUGGUUCAAGGACACAUAUAGUUGAUAUAAUGCGAAAUGUUCCUAACCAUUGUUUCUAUGGCCUUCUCUUCAUUGAAUGUAAAAUGUUGUUAUAUAUCUUUUUCAAUUAAUUUCCUAUCUGCUGGCAAUUAAUUAAAAGAUUAGGGAUUACACAUCUCGAAGACUUAUUGAAAGAUGGGCAUGUUAUAUGGAGCAUCCGAAUUAGGCCAAUCAUGCCAAUAGUUCAGAUCACUGAACUCAUGCUCAAUUGUUUUGAAUCGGUGACCAUAACCAUCUAAUCACUGAAUAGGAAGUAGGCCAUCCACAUCUAUCAUACUAGCAAAGUUCCAUCAUUCUCUAGACCAUCUAUCAUGUGAAGUCCGCCCUUGAUCAUUGACUGCUCCCAAAAAACCACUUUGAUCAGAUGAUCCCAACCACCCCAUCAAAGGCUUAGAUCACUUACAUAUGGUGGAUGCAUGUGUAUAAUUUGCAAACAUCUGCAACCUUUUAUGCAUUUCAAUAACGGUAUACAAAAAUGGCUACAUAACGGCCAUAAUUGUUACUCAUUACAGGGCUGAAAUAGCCGUAAUGGCCAUUAUAGGAAAAACUGCCUGUAACAGCCCUGUAACAGUUCAUACUGACCCCAUAAUGAGUUUUUUUCAAAAAGAAAAAAUAAGAAGAAAAAAAAGGCUGUAACAGUAACAGCAGUGCCUGUUACAGCCACCGUUAUCGUCAUGGAACACGUUGAUUUCAAUUUAGCUAAGAAAUGAAAAGUACUGUAAUGAAAGCACCACCAAAUGUUAGCUAUGGGAUUAUCGUUAGUUCUUUUCAUCCUAGAUAUAUUUGGAUACAUGGAAUCUGUGCAGACUCUUGUGCAGAAAUGAAAAUCGUUUCACUUGUCAAGAUGGGCUGUUUGGAUACAUGAUUCAAGACCUCAAUCGUUACUCUUAUCCACAGUCAGAAGCCUCUGAAAACAAGAAACAAGUUGACUGUAGUGGAAUGAAUUUGUGAAUUCCACUUCCUAUCCAAAAAGAUUCUCAUUUUUCAGAAUUCUAUUUUCUAGGGUGAUGAUGGAAGCUAUCAUUUGGGUAACCAUGAAAUGAUCCACGGAAUACGAACGGAAUCCACAUAUCCAAUCACGCCAACAAGUGCUUCAUUUCAUGUGAGCUGGCUGGAUCUCUGUCUUUCAGAUAAGGCAUCUUCUUUGUUACAUUUGCACUAUGCCCCUCCUAUAGUCAGUGUUGUCAUCUUCCACAGGGGCUUCUGUCUGGUGUUUUCCAGGAGCAGCUAAGUUGUGCAAAUGUAUGUAUAUUGGAUGUAUGGUCAUAGGGGUGCUGUGUAAUGUAUGUAUGGAUGAUUUGGUGCCUGGUCCUUAUGGUUGUUGUCUGCUAUGGAAUGCUAGCCGUGUGCUAGUCGCACAGAAUGUUUAUAUAUAUAUAUAUAUAUAUAUAUAUAUGGCUGAGAGUUAGGCCGAAAGUUUCCCAGGUUUGAUAUGCUGCCCAGGUAGGCAGGCAGGAUGCUCAGCAGGGGCUAGGCUGCGAGCAAAGCUGGAGUACAGAGCUGUUGUCCAUGCUGAACACUUUGAUGUUGGUCUUAUGAGAGCAGAAUCUGGGCAGUCUGGGAUGUAGGAAAUAGGCCUGUGGUUGGUCGAAUGUUGGAGUCUUAUAUGGGUUGUCUGGAAGUGUUGUUUGGGGUGCUCUGCCUGGAAUGUUGGAGUCUCAUAUGGUUGGUCUUUGAUGUUGUCUGGAAGCUACAGUCUGGGUUGCUUGUGCUUUGGGCCUUUUCAGUCAAGCAAGAAAGCUCUAUGAUCUGUUUUAUUGCUCUGUUAUGGUGCUCGGCUACUUUAGGUUUGGUGUGGGGUUGGUUUAUGUUUAUUGGGAGCCAUUAGUCUGUAGAGGCUCGCUGUUUGAAUUGUGGUAGGUGUGCUCUCAGGUUUCAGACACUCUGUUCUGCCUAGAAGGAAGCUAUCUGCCGGUACUGUUUUGGGGCAGUGUUUUUUUCAGCCAUUGCAUAUUUAUUUAUUUAUUUAUUUUGCAGCAUUUUAUGUAUAUUUCUAUAUCUUUCUUUGUUGGGGUAUAUGAUAGG
Molecule: messenger RNA, 5641 nt
Organism: Magnolia sinica
Lineage: Eukaryota; Viridiplantae; Streptophyta; Magnoliopsida; Magnoliales; Magnoliaceae
Product: putative disease resistance protein At1g50180
Exons: 2
Coding region: 194-2872 (892 amino acids)
Biological process (GO): defense response to other organism
Molecular function (GO): ADP binding
Source: RefSeq, a predicted model, not a curated record